Molecule: messenger RNA, 1545 nt
Organism: Helobdella robusta
Lineage: Eukaryota; Metazoa; Annelida; Clitellata; Rhynchobdellida; Glossiphoniidae
Exons: 1
Coding region: 1-1545 (514 amino acids)
Source: RefSeq, a predicted model, not a curated record
AUGGCCCCUCUCAUCAGCAUCCUCAUCUUGUGGACGGUCAGUGUUGAGGCGAGAAAAAUGAAUCAAAACAUUCCAAUGAGGGAACCUCCUUCCAUGAAGCCACACUACCAACAACUGCACUUUACUGAAACUGGAAAACAGAUCAAACUCGAAUGUCCCAUCUCUGCAACUCAGCACAACAUUUUCAUCAUUUGGGAGAAACAAAUAACAUCAGAUCAUAAUAAAACACCGACUGACUACAACAACUUAUCACAUUUGGACAUAAGUUAUCAAAAAGUUGUACCAUCUCUUGUUAGAAAUGGAAGGUUGCGUAUUAAGAAAGCAAAGGUUGAAGACGCUGGUACAUACCGAUGUACGGCUAUUAACGGUUUCGGAUCGUCAGUGGCCCAUUUUAGAGUGGUGGUUCUACGUGAAAACAAAGAAGAAGAAAUAAAAGCAACAAAUGUUUUCAGUAGCACAACUAACGAAUCGCCGAUAACAUCAACAAUGAGUACAACAUCAAAAACGCCAACAUCAUCGUCAUCAUCUUUAAUCAAUUUUUCAUCAUCAACAUCAUCAUCAACAUCUUCAUCAACACACUCCCUCUUCAGCAACAUAGACUCCCAAUGGAGACUGAACAAAGUGGGACUGAUCCUUGCUUCCGGAAUUGUUUCAUUGGCCGGCCUGGUUGUCUUGGCAACGUACAUCAUCAACAAAUGUAAGAUGGAUGGAGGUCCGGUGUUUCAUAGAAGCGGUGGUAGUGAUUAUAUAUUACGCAGGUUUCUAUCAACGCCAGAUGAACAUGUGUUCAACCACAACAACAACAACCACAACUGCAACAAAACGACAACUCUGCACAGACCAACUAACGGUAGAAAUGUUUUCCCACUGCCAGCAAUCGACACCGUCGCCAGCCUGGAGCCGAGGAUACAUAACAUAUUCAAAAAGUAUAACAAUAACGAAUAUCGAGUAGUUACGGUUCAGCAAGCUUCAGCAGUUCCAAUCCAUCAUCACAUUCCUGCAAAACAUCCCAUCCCUAGAAAUCAUGGAUACUUCACAAAUUCUCCAGAGCAGUACAUUCCUGCUUACUACGACAUUUCACAGAACCACAUCAUCCCCAACAACCUGGCCAGCAACCUCACAAACACAACAACAUCCCCUUCAAACUUCAACAACAGAACAAUGAUGGUCAACGUAUUGAGCAGAUUCGUGUCCAGUUUAAACAGCAAUGUAGUUAAUAUCGGCAGUAGAAGAAGCAGCGUUCAUAACGAUCGUGACGUUGAGUGUGGUCAGUCAGUGAUCAACAGAAUUUACAACAUUAAUUGCAUUCCUCGAAACAUCAACAACAACAAUUGCAUCAAUAACAAUCACGUCAAUAACAACAAUUACAUUAACGUUAAAAACUACAUCACCAACAAAGACAUCAUUAAUGGAGGGAAUAACCCCAUUGGAGUUCAUCGACCUAGUUUCACAAAAUAUUAUUGGAUGGCCAACAAUCAACCUGACCUCAUUUCAACAACAAUUCCAUUGGACUCAGCAAGGGCCACCAUCAAUAUCUCACCAUAG